Messenger RNA from Saxophila tyrrhenica, 414 nucleotides. RefSeq lists its product as uncharacterized. The coding region runs from base 1 to 414 and encodes 137 amino acids. The record is from RefSeq and is a predicted model, not a curated record. Lineage: Eukaryota; Fungi; Ascomycota; Dothideomycetes; Mycosphaerellales; Extremaceae. The transcript has 3 exons.
AUGUCCAAAGAAUUCGAAGGCCAGGACCCCCUCGAGAUCGCCAAGCAAGCCGAGCGCGACCUCAACACCCACCCCUCCAAAAUGGAGUCCGCCGCCGACGACGCGAAGGCCGGGCGGCGAGGGAACCCCAGCGACAGCACAGCCGAAUCCGGCGUCGACCAAGGCGUCGAGAACAAAUUCCCCGGCGCCGAAGUGACGUACGGCUCGGCGGCGAGCGGUGCAGGCGGGAACCGCGAUAUGCCUGAGGGCGGGACGAAUCCCUUGACGGGGCAGCCCUACAAGGCGAAAGACUUCGAGGGAACAGGAGGACCCGAGGACAAGGCGGCGGCGCACGCGGCGGAGAACCCGGGCGACGAUAUGGUGCGGGAGAAUGUGCGGCAGCAGAAGGAGCCGCAGCCUUUUGUGUCGAAGUAG